GUGUGUGGGAUGCGGGCGGCGCGGGGAGCCAUGGCCAACUUCCGUCUGGCUCUUAUUCAGCUUCAUGUAUCUACUGUUAAAUCAGAUAACCUUCAACGAGCCUGUGGACUGGUGAGAGAAGCUUCAGCUAAAGGAGCAAAAGUUGUGGCUCUACCUGAAUGCUUUAAUUCCCCAUACGGAACCCAAUACUUUAAGGAGUAUGCGGAGAAGAUCCCUGGUGAGACAACCCAAAAGCUCUCAGAAACUGCAAAGGAGUGCAGCAUAUAUCUCGUUGGAGGAUCCAUUCCAGAAGAGGAUGGUGGAAAGCUGUACAAUACGUGUACUGUCUUUGGGCCUGAUGGUGCUAUGCUGGCAAAGCAUAGGAAGGUUCAUUUGUUUGACAUUAAUAUUCCUGGGAAGAUACAGUUCAAAGAGUCUGAAACACUGAGUCCAGGGAAUAGUUUGUCCAUGUUUGAUACUCCAUACUGUAAAAUGGGCCUGGGCAUCUGCUAUGAUAUCCGAUUUGCUGAGAUGGCUCAAAUCUAUGGACAGAAAGGUUGCCAGAUGCUGAUAUAUCCAGGGGCUUUCAAUUUGACAACAGGACCAGCUCAUUGGGAACUGCUACAGAGGGGAAGAGCUGUCGAUAAUCAAGUGUAUGUAGCUACCGUAUCUCCUGCUCGAGACGAAAAAGCAUCCUAUGUUGCCUGGGGACACAGCACUGUAGUAAAUCCAUGGGGUGAAGUCAUAGCCAAAGCUGGGGCUGAGGAAACGGUUGUAUACACAGAGAUAGAUCUGAAGAAACUUGCAGAAAUACGUCAACAAAUUCCUAUUUUAAGCCAGAAGCGUUGUGAUGUCUACGGCAUAGAGAUGAAAAAGUGAAGCUGACUGAAUAGAGAAGGUUCAGUGGGCACAACGGCUGCUGCUUUCACCUUCGGAAGGAUUUCAUUACUAGUUGCUCCACAAUCUACUGCUAAAUGUUCCAGUUAAAAAGCCUUGGUUUUGUAAUUCUAAAAUUGAUUCUAAUAGAACUGCCAUAUCUCCUGUCAUAUUUUAGUAUUUUAUAGUGUUUUACAGCUGGGAUGAAGAUGAAGGUGAAAUCAGUUCGACACAGUAGAAGUUAACAUUACUUUUUGUGCAUCAUUUUGCAGUAGUUACUUUUGGGGCUUUUUUUUUUUGUGAAACAUAGAAGUGGGAACCCUGUUCUCUCUGGAUCGUCUGAGGCCAACUUUGCUAUUAUGAUUUUUUCAGUGAAUUAUCAGAUAAUCUAGAAGUGUGAUUCUUCCACCUCUGUCCUCCUUCACUAUAUGUGCCUUAAGGUUCUUGGAAUGCACAGCAUCUAACUUGUAAAACUUCAGUUUUAACACACUACGCAAAAAGGCCAAAUCCUGCUCUGUACUACAUAGAGCUAAUGCAAGAACUUGCCAGAAGGAACUCCUCUAGAAGAAUCUGUAACAGGUUUUGGCUCAUGUGUCUUGCCUGGAAUAUAUGUAUUAAAUCCUCAUUGCAAUUCCUGCUUAGUGCUAAAGUGAUGCUGGUUAGUGUUUUGUUAAAGGAAUUCCUGUGUCGCUGCUCCUUUGCUCUACAUACUGCUUCCUUAAAUAGAAUGUCAGAAUGCGCUUUAUUUCUACUGGCCCUGAAAAGGGUGAGGGGUGUCAAUCAUGGCGAUUAGAAAACUCAUUGUGCUGAUGAAGUCUUUCUGCCCACAGUCUUCUAGAAGACAGGUGCUGGAAUUGCUCAACAUUUAAAUAUGUUAUUGCUCCCAAAGGCUGCCUCCCAUCAGUUGCAUGGGCAGCCCUUACUUGCCUGAGCUUGCUCAGGAGCCUGGCAGACUGAUCGUCAGAGCUGGCGACACAAUGCUAGCCUGGUUUUAAGUUUUUUUAAGUUUUGAAUUGUGUGAUUUCUUUUUGGUUUUUUUCUUUGAGGGAAAACACGUUGGUAAUUCUGAUAUAAAAAGAGAAGAAUUUGCAGAAGGCAUCUAUUUUUUUUUUCCUCUGUGGGAUGAGGGAAAAAAACCCAGCAACUUUAACUGUCCAGCCUUUACCAUUCGGCUUUACUUUUCCAGCAGCAAAAAUGAUAAAGCAAUAAGGCUUAAGGAGAUUUCCAAAUACCAGACCAGGAGGAGGAAGAAAAGUUUUUGUCUUGCUGUGGUGACCCACCAGUUUCCUACACAACCACCUUACCAUUUUGUUUGUGUUCAGCCCUCCUCUUUCCACAGCUGCUCUCUGGACUUAUUUUUCCCCCCAAAAAAUGUUCUUUUGGCUUCUCUGGAAUGAGCAAGGUGUGUUUUAUAGAGGAGAAUCACUGGUUCAACUAAGCCAAACCCCCUCAAAAGACAUGUGACUCCAUGCCACUCCAUGGCACCAUCUAUUCCAGCAGGCAUUCUUUCACUGCAGUUUGUUGUGCAUACAGUACUAGAACCCUUAAGAAAGAAGCCACAGAACAUAAGGUGAAAUGAAGAUUUAUUCUUUGUUGAAAAAUAAAUAUAAAAAAAUGUAACAAUUUAC
This is a messenger RNA of Cuculus canorus (common cuckoo), 2483 nucleotides long. RefSeq names its product nitrilase family member 2 (gene NIT2). Gene Ontology annotation, cellular component: mitochondrion. The transcript has 10 exons. Gene Ontology annotation, biological process: oxaloacetate metabolic process; L-glutamine metabolic process. The record is from RefSeq and is a predicted model, not a curated record. Lineage: Eukaryota; Metazoa; Chordata; Aves; Cuculiformes; Cuculidae. Gene Ontology annotation, molecular function: omega-amidase activity. Bases 10 to 858 code for a protein of 282 amino acids.